UGCUGUGGACCAUCUCUGCUAGGUGUCACUGACAAGGCCGGUGAAGAUCUCCCCAUCCCUGUUACCUGGCUCCCCAGGUUCCCAGGCCUUCCUCUGCUGCCCUCUUCUGACACUGGAAACUGCUUCCAGGGGUGUUCACAAAUGGCAUAAAACAAACGUGGGAGUAGGAACCAGAGAUCAUCAAAUCAGCUUCUGCACCUGGAAAACAGCCUGGAGUUUCCGCCUGACUGCAGGAGAGGAAACGGAACGGAGACCCAGAGAAAGAAAACGCAGCGGCCGUCAGGUAGCGCGAAAUGCAACUCCGAGGCACCGGGAGAAUUCGGAAUCGGAGAGGCACCAGGAGAGUCCGGGGUUGACCGCGGGACGUGCCUCUCUCCAAGAAUAUAUAUUCUUUCUGACAGCCAGUUUCUCGACCUAACUCUUCGGCCGGUGCAAAGAAGCUGUUAGCAGGGAGUAACCGGCGAUGUCUGGUGGUUUGGAGAAGGCCUGUCAUCACUGCAUCUCAAAAAUAGCAAGCAAUGCUUACUUUAUCUCUGCACUCCUGGCUUUCCUUGCCCUGCCACUGUCCAUGACUUUUACAGGAAUUAGGUUUUUGGAGGUCUGUCCCGUUCAGCCUCUCAUCCCCCUCUAUUUGCUGGUGGGGGGCAUCGUUGGCAGCUUAAAGGUCUCCCUGCUGCUGUACGACUCCAACCGGAUGAGGCAGCUGCUUUCCAAGUCCAUCGUGAUCGACGACGAUGACGACGAUGAGUAUCCGUGGCGCCAGAACGCUCACCGCUACUACGUCCACCUCAUCCUCAGCCUCUUCCUCUUUCUGUGGUUCAUAAUGGGCAAUUACUGGGUCUUCUCCGUAUACCCGCCCAACUUCAUCCCCCCUUUCCACCGGCCCCGGGACUACUGCGACAAAACCCUGUACAUCUUUGCCGUCGGGGCCCUCUCCCUCAGUCACACCGGGCUGUGUCUGCUUGUCUGUUGCAGCUGCUGCACCUAUCUCUUUUCAAGGCGGAGCGAGGCCCUCGGCGGGGACUGAGUCACGCCAGCGGUCUGGUGAGGAAAGGGUGGCCGGCACCUGAGCCGUCUCCCCCUUUUUUUAGAGGUCACCCAAUGCGCUGAAGACCCAUAGGGAUCUCUUCUACUAGAAGCACAUUCUGCCCGGUUAACUGUG
Molecule: messenger RNA, 1162 nt
Organism: Tachyglossus aculeatus (Australian echidna)
Lineage: Eukaryota; Metazoa; Chordata; Mammalia; Monotremata; Tachyglossidae
Gene: TMEM272
Product: transmembrane protein 272
Exons: 6
Coding region: 464-1027 (187 amino acids)
Source: RefSeq, a predicted model, not a curated record